Messenger RNA from Mya arenaria, 2602 nucleotides. RefSeq names its product steryl-sulfatase-like. The transcript has 5 exons. The record is from RefSeq and is a predicted model, not a curated record. The coding region runs from base 211 to 1929 and encodes 572 amino acids. NCBI's taxonomy places the organism in Eukaryota, Metazoa, Mollusca, Bivalvia, Myida, Myidae. Gene Ontology annotation, molecular function: arylsulfatase activity.
AUAGGUUAUAAUGUGGGAUAUGCUUACAUGAAAAUACUAUUUGCAUACGGUAGUCUGUCUUUCAUUUUGAAUUUAAACGCUCAUGUUUCGGAACUAAUAAUGUGAUAAUGAAAAAUACAGUAAAGAAUAAUAAAUAUUAGUCAGUAGACGGAACCACUCAAAGUGCUUAUGCUUUAGGAAAAUAAUUAGCAAAACAUAUCGAGUGUGACAAUGUCAAACAAUAUUGCGCAGAGAGUGCUUAUUUUAUGCAUCCUUACACAAUCGCUUAAUGCUGAGCGAAAACCGAACAUCGUUGUCUUUAUAGCAGAUGAUUUAGGAUACGCUGAUCUCGGUUGCUAUGGCAACACAACACUUAGGACCCCUAAUAUCGACAGUUUGGCGCGUGAUGGCGUGCGUCUGACGCAUCAAGUAGCAACAGCAAGCGUCUGUACACCAAGCAGAGCGGCGCUGCUCACUGGAAGGCAUCAGAUGAGGUCGGGGUUGGCGCCGUCGACGAAUAUUCGAAUCAAUUUCUGGGUUGCGUCGCGAGGCGGGUUGCCGCCUUCAGAGAUUACAUUUGCAGAGCUUACCGAACAGGCUGGCUACAGAAAUGCUCUUAUAGGUAAAUGGCAUCUUGGCAAUCACAGAGACCGUCCAGGAGAUCACGCCCACCAUCCCCUUUCUCAGGGCUUUCACUACUUUUAUGGACUACUUGGGACCAACUUCGAUGACUUCGCAAACGACGGCUCCAAAGUCGUCCUUAAGCAGAGGCCAUACUUCAAUAUUCAAAUAUUGGCCUCGUGGCUGUCUAUUGUGGCAUGCCUGAUUUAUGCGUACAGAGCGAAAUACAUUGGCGUGUUUUUGUUCGCGGUGUUGGUCUUUUCUCUAACCGCCAUCUGCUGGUAUCCGUACUACAUAAUGAAUAACCUAUAUUUUCUUAACAGCAUGCUUCAUAGAAACCAUGACAUUGUAGAACAACCCGCAGAGCUGGUCGGUCUUAGCAAACGACUCGUGCACGAGGGGUUGGAGUUCAUCACGAAUUCCACCGGCGCUGACUCGCCGUUCUUGCUCGUGAUGUCAUUUGUGCACGUGCACACGGUAUUGCGCGUGUCGCGUGACUGGGAUGGCUCAUCAGCGCACGGGAUUUUCGGGGACGCCGUACAGGAAAUGGACUGGUCCGUUGGGCAGAUACUAGAUGCUUUGGACUCGUCCGGUCAACGGGAUAAUACACUCGUAUACUUUACCUCCGACCAUGGGGCUCAUAAAGAGCUUGGUGUCCAUGGCGGAUGUAAUGGCGUAUUUAAAGGUGGAAAGGCGCAUGGAGCACCGGAAGGCGGCAUAAGAGUACCGGGGAUCUUCCGAUGGCCGGCCGUACUUCCGGCCGGGCGGACGGUUGAUGCACCGGUGUCCCUGAUGGACUUGUUUCCCCUGGUAGCUAAGGCUGCUGGAAUAGCCCUCCCUGAUGACCGUGUCAUUGAUGGACAUGAUAUACUUCCGCUAUUAAAGGGAGAGAGUGACGUCACACCCCACGAGUUUAUGUUCCAUUAUUGUGGGUCGAUACUUGCUGCUGUCAGAUAUAUACCUAAAACAGGUGGGCGUGUCUGGAAACAAGUGAGCCACGUGCCGAACUAUUUUCCAGGGACCGAUGUCUGUCGAUUUGGGUGCCGGUGUGAUGACCUUAUUCUCCAAGAUCCGCCCCUUAUUUACGACGUCAUAUCCGACCCAUCGGAAUCACACCCCAUUGACUCCCUUUCUAAGGAAUAUGCCGAUAUAAGUAAAAAAGUCGAGGCCGCAGUUAAAAUUCAUAAGGCUUCGUUAGAACCUGUAGAAAGCAUGUUCUCUUAUACAAAUGUAUUAUGGAGAUACCCUUACCAAGAGUGUUGUAAUGGAACAUUUCCGUUUAAUUGCCAAUGUUCUGAUAGUAAAUAUCCAAGUGAGUUUUAUAUAUGACAUGUCCAUACUUUUUCCAUUUAAUUGCUAAUAUUCAGAUUGUAAAUUUCCAAAUGAGUUUUAUGGAGGACAUGUCCAUACUAUUUCCGUUUAAAUGCCAAUGCUCAAAGAGUAAAUAUUCAAGUAAGUUUUAUGUAUGACAUGACUACACUAUUUCCAUUUUAAUGCCAAUUUUCAGAUAGCAAAUAUCCAAAUGAGCUGCACGUAUGACAUUUCUAUACUAUUUCCUUUUGAUAAAAAACAUACAAAUGAAUUUUAUGUAUGACAUAACUAUACUAUUUCCUUUUGAUAAGCAUAAAAAUAAGUUGUAUGUAUGAUAUGUAUGUAUGAUAUUACUAUACUAUUUUCUUUUGAUAGAAAACAUACAAAUGAGUUUUAUGCAUGACAUUACUAUACUAUUUCCUUUUGAUAGAAAACAUACAAAUGAGUUUUAUGUAUGACAUUGCUAUACUAUUUCCUUUUAAUACGGAACAUAUUAAUGAGUUUUAUGUAUGACAUUACUAUUUCCGUGUAAGUGGCAAUUUUCAGAUUAUAAAUAUCAAUAAAGUUUAUGUAUGACAUUACUAUAUAAUUUUCUUUUAAAUGUCAAUAUUCAGAUUGUAUAUAUUCAAAUGAACUAUAUGUUUGACUUUUUUAUAUUUGUAAAUAUCAAUAAAGUUUAUGUAUGACAUUA